Molecule: messenger RNA, 580 nt
Organism: Xylona heveae TC161
Lineage: Eukaryota; Fungi; Ascomycota; Xylonomycetes; Xylonales; Xylonaceae
Exons: 2
Coding region: 131-487 (118 amino acids)
Source: RefSeq, a predicted model, not a curated record
UCUCCGACGUGAUUCGGCCAAUGUCACUGGUCUUGCGUAUGAUCUUAUUUGUGGCCCAUGUCAAUCGAUGUCCCUCCCACCUUGGUACUUGUAGAAAUAUUUCGACCACAAUAGAAUAAUUAUUUGAAUCAUGGGCAAUUGUUGCGGGAAAGAGUCAAAAUCAUCCGACCCAUUCGAGCAGCCAGGACGUACCCUUGGAUCUGCCCCGCCGCCUUCUGCGAACCAACGAGCCUCAGUCCCUGCCAGAGCCAAUGUUCCAGGUCGGACCUUAGGUGGCGCCAAUCCGAAUCAAGACCCACGUGAAGCUGCUGCUAAAGCCGCACAGGAUCGAGCAGCAGCGACGAACAAGCCCAAGACUGGCAAAUUAGGGCAGCAGCUUGAUGAGCAGAGAAGGCAAACAAGAGCCACCACAUUGAAAGCCGAGAGCGAAGAGAACAGACGAGCAAGAGAUGCAGAUACUGCUGCUCAAGCCCAACGUUGGGAGUAAGCGGCAUUUUCUGAAGUUUGUGAAGCACUCAAUGGCGUUGGAUUAGAGCAUUUAACAGCAAUGAGGGAGCGUCUUCUCGAUAAUCUUUGUAUC